Molecule: messenger RNA, 1551 nt
Organism: Plasmopara halstedii
Lineage: Eukaryota; Oomycota; Peronosporomycetes; Peronosporales; Peronosporaceae
Product: nicotinate phosphoribosyltransferase
Exons: 4
Coding region: 1-1551 (516 amino acids)
Biological process (GO): NAD+ biosynthetic process
Molecular function (GO): nicotinate phosphoribosyltransferase activity
Source: RefSeq, a predicted model, not a curated record
AUGCUUACUGAUUUGUAUCAGAUCACCAUGGUUUAUGCAUACUGGAAAGUGGGACGUCACAACGACCACGCCGUAUUUGACCUUUUCUUCCGUAAGAAUCCAUUUCACGGUGAAUACACAGUAUUUGCAGGCUUGGAAGAAGCGCUUGCCAUGGUCAACACUUUUAAAUUUACGGCGGGUGAUAUCGCAUAUCUACGUGAAGUACUACCUCACGCCGAAGACGAUUUCUUUGCGUGGCUCUCAAGUAUUGAUUGCUCAAGUAUCCAGGUAUACGCAGUUAAAGAAGGAUCGAUCGUCUUUCCACGCAUUCCGCUCGUGCGUAUCGAAGGCAAUCUAGCCAUUGGUCAAUUGUUGGAGACGCCACUUCUGAAUUUGCUCAACUAUGCGAGUCUCAUCACAACGAAUGCUACACGUUUUAAAAGAGCAGCGGGAGCCGAUAAAAGAUUGCUAGAAUUCGGUCUACGUCGAGCACAAGGACCAGAUGGCGGAUUAAGUGCUUCGAGAUACGCGUACAUGGCUGGCUUUGCUGGUACCAGUAACGUACUUGCCGGAAAGCUGCAUAAAAUUCCUGUCAUGGGUACACAUGCGCAUGCGUUUGUGCAAGCCCACACAACACUGGAUGAUCUAAAAGUUACGAUGCUUGAUGGCAUCAACUUUCUUGACGUGGUAUUAAAGUAUCGUAAUGAACUUGGCCACACACAGACAAACGAUGGUGAACUUGCAGCUUUUAUCGCGUAUGCUAUCGCCUUUCCCGACGCUUUCUUAGCGCUGGUUGAUACCUAUGACACGCUUUCGUCAGGUGCGCCUAAUUUUAUUUGCGUCGCUCUAGCAUUGCAUGAAUUGGGUCACCGUCCUGUCGGUAUUCGUCUCGAUAGUGGUGAUUUAUCCUACCUCUCAAAAUGCUGCCGUGCUGCCUUUUUGGACAUAAGUGAGAACUACCACAUCGACUACUUUAAAGAGUUGAAUAUCACGGCUAGUAAUGAUAUCAAUGAGGCAGUUCUUAACUCGUUAAAUGAACAGCGUCAUGAGAUCAAUUCGUACGGCAUUGGGACACACCUCGUAACAUGCCAGGCCCAACCUGCGCUGGGGAUGGUUUACAAACUUGUAGAGAUCAAUGGAGAGCCACGAAUCAAGCUCUCCCAAGACGUGAGCAAGGUUACAAUUCCGGGUCGAAAGGAGGCUUUUCGUCUAAUCGGAGCAAAUAAGAAGCCAUUGUUAGAUUUAAUGACGGGGUGCAAUGAAAAGGCCCCUGUAGUUGGCAAAAAGAUGCUGUGCCGGAAUCCAUUUGAUGAACUACGUCGUGCAUAUGUCACGCCAUCUCAAGUCAUUUCAUUACACGAUUUGUAUUGGGAUGGUUGUAAUGGUCUUGUUGGUGAGUUACCGACUCUAGAGGAGCGACGUCAAUAUGUAGCCGAACAAUUUGAGCUGAUUCGUGAGGACGUUGUGCGGUCACUCAAUCCAACACCAUACAAAGUGGCAGUAUCGAACGAUUUGUACGAGUUUAUUCACGAGCUAUGGAUGCGAGAGUACCCCGUGCAAGAGCUAAAUUAA